Cinara cedri is the source of this 3024-nucleotide messenger RNA. The record is from the annotation of a GenBank genome assembly. Lineage: Eukaryota; Metazoa; Arthropoda; Insecta; Hemiptera; Aphididae.
AUGAUAAAACUGAUAUUUGAUGACUUAGCAAUGAGUUCAUCUCUCAUAGCGGAGAAAAUAACCAACUGUCACUACACCCAUGAUUGUUACCAUAAACGGAACAGGUGUAUUUAUUAGUAUAGAAAACUACUGUUAAGAAAACACUGAGUACACUACAAAGAGUAGUUGUGUCUUAGAUUUAUGCAGAUUUUAUUCUACAAUUUAAGUUUACAAUGAAUUUCCAAACACAUGAAUGUAAUGGGAAAAAAAUAAAUGACUCAUUUUUAUCCAAAGAAAGUACAAUAGUAAGAGAUUAUCAAAUUAAAUUAUCUUAAUAUUCAAAAUCAUUAAAUGAGUUAAAUAAUGAAUUGUAUGAAAAUCCUAAUAGACACCACAGAAUAUUCAUAAUAUUAUAUGUACCCUAAAUAAUAAUAAUAACAACCAUUAGUGUAAGCGCUGAUAUAGUGUAAGUAUAUAUUAGAAUUAAGAAUAUUAGUUUAAGUUACAAUAAAUUAAGAAUAAUCGGAAAAGAAGAUACUCCUAAAACUUAUGAAGAAAUAAAUUUAGGAGAAACACUAAAGUUUCUGGCUUAGGAAAAUAAUUGCCCAGAAUUAUGUAAUGGACAAUAAUCUUCAAUUUAACCUGAAGGGGGGGGGGGUGUUAUGAACCUCUGGCUAGUUAUAAUAUAUUAACGCUGACUAGCAUAUUGUAAAUGUCAAACUCUGUCGCUGGCUGACGUCGACUUAGUCAGUCAAGUUCCGUAUGACAUAUUAAAAAAAAACGUGUCUCUAGAAAUCUUUUUGUGUAACUUCUCUAAUGAAUACAAAAUUAAAUCAUUUAAAACAGUAAUUUCCAACCUAUAUUCUACGCCUCUUUUGUAGAUUUUCAAAAAUCUCGCCCUCCCCCCCCCCUCCUAUAAAAUGAAAAAUUAUAUCACCUUUUUUUAUGUACUUUACAAAUAAACUAUUCAAUAUUCGGAAUGACUACUUUUUAUUUAAAUUAUAAUAAUUAUAAAAUAUAAAUAAUAGUAAAUGAUAAAAUAAAACAAUCAAUUAAGGUGAAAUAUUAUAGUAAUAAAUUAGUAUAAAAUAUUAAUAAUGAAAUUAAUAAUUAAUGUUAAUUGAUGCUAAUGCUGACAACACUUUUCUUUUGUCAGUUAUUUAUGUUUGGCUCAAUAUUUGAUAGAGAAUACCUAUAGUCAGAUGCGAUAUCCAAACAAUUUUUAUGUUUAUUUUUUAUAACUGCUAUGCUAGAGAAUCCCGAUUCACAUAAAUCAGUAGAUGAUAAUUGUACAAGAAAUUUUAAAGCUUCAUUUGAAAUUUCACGAUAAAUGGAUUGGUAUCCAUUAAUUAUACCUAAUAACGGAUAAAGAAAACCGGAAAAUUAAUUUUUUUUUCUCUACGUUUUAAAAUAAAAAUUGUAUUUCGUAAUAACUGCUUAUGCCUCCCCAGCAAUGUGUAUACACCCCACAGUUUGGAAACCAGUAAUUUAAAAGAACAAUAGGACUAAUGUCGACCAAGAAAAACAAUUUGUCAUUGGUAACAAAUAAUCUAAUAAACAAGAGAGUAGAAGUUGUUAAAAUUGAUAUUUGAUGACUUUGGAUUGAGAUUGAGUUCAUCUCUCAUAGUAGAAAAAAUGUAUACUUAAAAAAUUUAAAAAACAGUAGGUUGAAUAAAAGGUACUUGCAAAUGCUGUUAAACAAAUAGAGAAAGCUUCUAUUAUGUACACCCUGUAUUACGGCAUUAUGUGUUUAACACAUACAUAUCUAUGUUAAUUAUGAAUAAUAAGCUUAAUAAUGGUAUUAAAAAUCGUCAAAGCAAUGCAACAUUCAAAUUGUGGUUCAAAACAGUUAAAAUAUAUAUCUAACACGGUGAUAGCAGGUUUUUGAGAUUGAUCAGAAGAUAUACUUAAUAUUCAUAAUCAGAUGACACAAAAUAAGGAAAAUGAAGAGUACAAAAGUGUUCGAUUAUAAUUAUUAAUCAACUGACGAGUAAUGAAGAGAGCUUGGAUGAACUGCAUGAAUUCGUAUGAGAGUCUAGACCUCAAUUUAAGUCCAUUAAAUAUGUUACAUACAGAGGAUAAUACAAAUUAAUCCGUGUCAACAACUAACAGUUUUCAAUCUCCCUAACAACCGAACUGCAAAGUUGGAAAAUCAUUAGAGGAAUGGCCUUCUUAAAGAUUUUUUAACGUACUACAAAUUAUGAAAGCGGAACUAAAAACAAUAAUACUAAUUAUUUAGUUGGAACAUACGAUUCAUAUGCAACGACCACUAUUCAAAUAUUUUGGUAGACUUGGAUAUUUUGUUUAACAGAUUAUCAGAAAAAAAUUGGUCAAUUACUUUGUUAUAGAUAUUUGUUUGGCGACAUGUUAGAUAACCUGGUAUAAUAAACACAACUCAUAUUUUAACACAGAACACAGUGAGAUUGUUAAUGAACAAAAAAGCAGUUGGAAAACUGUUUUUAAAAAAAAUUACUAUUAAGCAGAUCAAUAUUAUUAUUGCACCACUGCUAAUUGGUAAGAAUCAUUGGACUAUUGCUUAUAUAAAUUUAUAUAGGAAGGAGGGUAACAUAAUAAACCCCUAUAAUUCAUAUGACAACGAAAGUUGCACAAAUCAUCAAAAAAUACUUUCCAAUUACUAUGGAGACAAAUUUAAUUAAAUUUUAAUUACAAACAGAUUUUUAUCAAUAAAAUAUAUUCAUUGUCUAUUAUAAAGGUUCCAAAAUAAACAGAUUCAUAUAACUGUGGGGUUUUCAUAAUAAACUAAGCGUUUAGAACUAUGAACAAAUCACAUUCCAAUACAGAAUUCAACCCAGAUGAAUACAGAUAUCCUAAAAAGACAUUUCUUAGAGAACUCUAAAGACAUGGUAGGUAUGUUUCUAUUGUGAUAGGUGUUUUGAUAAGCACGGGCCUCAGAUAAACAAGUGUUCUGUGGAUGGCAUGUUCAUCAUGUUGUCUUUGGAUGGUGCUGAACUGGAUCCCUGGAGAACAGAAUCAGAGAGAAUAGAUGAUUAUAACAACAAUGUCUAUUUCUGUUUUUUUGUGUAG